UGGAACGAUAAAACAUAUCAACAGAAAUACCAAACACUGAUCAAUGAAGCAAACUUAGAAAGUUGUAUAAACUCUAUUGAUAAGUCAGGAAUGCCCAUAGAUGCCAUUAGCGGUAGACUUGUAUAUCUUGAGGAAUAUGAAACUAAAACUAGGAAUAACAUUUGCAAUUUAAUCACAAGUAGUCAUGAAUUUCCAAAGAUCACUGGAUUUUGGGGAAACCUAUUUGAAGAUUUUGCCCAUUUAGAGUUGAAAAGGGGUGGUACAUUUAGGAUACGGUGCCUGAAUAAUGAUAACUUGGAGAUCACUGAAAAAUGUAUUGAGAAUCUGGAGU
Messenger RNA from Entrophospora candida, 331 nucleotides. The record is from the annotation of a GenBank genome assembly. NCBI's taxonomy places the organism in Eukaryota, Fungi, Glomeromycota, Glomeromycetes, Entrophosporales, Entrophosporaceae.